GUUCAACUUCACACUUCGUCCGGUACACAACUUCCUAUUUUUGUAAAAUUUUUGCCAACAUGUUUUUGCAGUUAUUUUUUAAUGAUCUUAACAAGUUUAGGUAUAUAGUUCUUAUAAACGUGAUUCCAAAUUUUACUGUGUCAAAACUAAAAUCUGAGUUAUUUAAAAGUGUCAAAAUUCCUGUUCAACGACAAGUAAUCAUGUUCCUCGGUCAGAUCCUUACAGACGACUUUCCUGUAGCCAAAGCCUUCAACCGGAAUAGAGCCGAUUUACAGGCCUUCGACGGCAAAGAGCUGGUUUGUCUUUUGCGUUUUCGCGACAAAAUGGAGUUUAAGGAGACUCUGUCGACCUCAUCUUCAACGAUGUAUCAGAAAAACGAAAAGCCUCAGGACGCUCAGUCCGAGUUCGUCGGUUUGGAAGACGGCUGCUCCUCAGCCUCAAGUUCUGCUUCAAGUAUCAGUGGCUCCGAAAUGUCAACCCCGACCCCGAGUUCGACCUGUGUUCGUUCCACCGUGAAUGAGCAAGGAUGCGGAGAUCCCUGCCAAAUCAAUUGCUGUGACCAGGGCGGAGAGGGUCGUCCUCCCUACGCCAGGGUCAUGCCAGAGGAUCGUCGUUACGGGGUCGUGAUCACCAACCAGUGCGACCCGUGCGACUGCAACGUUGUCUGCGUCCUGCAGCACCUUAUGGAAUCAUUCCACUCGGCGGUUGAUGUGGCCACACUCAGUUUCAGUGAGUGUACUCCUGCCGUGUCCUUUGACUGCUUCCUGCUGAUGGUGUCCAGGGACAGCGACACCAGCGACUGGCUCCUGCGUGCCAUGCGACCUAUGAACCCACCCUACCUGUGCACCACUUUUAUAAAGCACUUUGAGCUGGUCAGGUGUUCCUUCGUCAUCCCCAUGGUCGUCGAGCGAGAGCUGUGCCGCAUCUUCAACAUCAUGGAGAAGCAGAACUGCGGUCUGGAUCUGAGUAAAUGGUGCGUCGUUCGAAAGACUGCUCUUGACCCCUGCUCCGAGGACUAUGCACGGAAGGUACUCUUCGACGGGCACAUCAAUUACGAACUGGUAGUUUACAUGGACAACUGCUCGAAGGAUUACAUAGAGAACCAUUGUGGCAAAAUUUUGUACAUGUUUUGGCACCUACCCGUCGACUUUUCCACCGACCUGCCAUGCCAAUAGAGACGAUUGGAUUCAAAGGACACUAUGUAGUCGUAAUCAGAAUGUGCUGGUAGCUGAAAUCACUGGGGUUCCUCGCUUCUUCGCUAAGUCCAUUAAGGAGCACCCUUUGCCCUCGGCAAACUGGAGAUUUGCGCCAAAAUGAAUUCGAUCAACUAAGUCGAUAACCAAAAGCAACCGUUUUCAGAGCUUUUCGAAAUGGAGGAGGUGAAAGUAAUUGGACUGGCUCGAUCGUACGAUUGCAUUCGACAAAUGCUAUCUAUACAGUAUGUUUUCGAUUGCUGCGCGACGCGUAUUAUAUAGAUUUCAAUCCGUAUAUCUGGGUCAAACAAUCUGGAUUCUGGAGUUUCUCGCUUCUAUGCCAAAAAACCCUUUGCCAUUGGCAAACUGGAGACCCUAGCUAUACCAUCAGAGUCUUGAUCAAAAAAUACAAUCGACUAACCAGAUAGAUAAGUACAAGCAAUCGCUGUCUGAGCUUUUUCGAAAUGGCGGAGGUGAAAAGAGGGGCACGGUUGUCAAUGAAUGUUUAAAUAAAUUAAAAGUAAAUUGGUUUUUGCGCUUAGAACGCAGAACCUUU
Drosophila suzukii is the source of this 1749-nucleotide messenger RNA. RefSeq lists its product as uncharacterized. The record is from RefSeq and is a predicted model, not a curated record. NCBI's taxonomy places the organism in Eukaryota, Metazoa, Arthropoda, Insecta, Diptera, Drosophilidae. Gene Ontology annotation, molecular function: protein binding.